Loa loa (African eye worm) is the source of this 420-nucleotide messenger RNA. RefSeq lists its product as hypothetical. The record is from RefSeq and is a predicted model, not a curated record. The annotation marks the transcript as partial. NCBI's taxonomy places the organism in Eukaryota, Metazoa, Nematoda, Chromadorea, Rhabditida, Onchocercidae. The transcript has a single exon.
UGGUAUGUUUAUCAGUACCGUAUGUCUUUCAGCAACCAUUCAUAAAUCUAUAUCUGUUAGUAUUCGUAUAUCACUCAGCAACAAUAUUAUCAUAUCACCAUAUGAUGUCUAUAAUAUCACUAUGUCUAUUAAUAAUUAUACAUCUAUCAGUAACUACUUGUUUAUCAGUAAUUGUGUUCCUAUCAAUAUUUGCUAUUCAAUAUCAUCCGUAUUUUUAUCUGUAACUAUAUAUAUAUAUAUAUAUAUAUAUAUUAUCAGUAACUGUAUGCCUAUAAAUAAUCAUACGUCCAUAUUCUAUUGGUAGUCCUCUAUCUGCUAAUAAUUGUUAUCAGCAACCGCAUGUAUCUAUCAGUAAUUGUAUAUGUAUCAGUAACUGAAUGUCAGCUACUAACCGAAUGUUUAUCACCAACUGCAUGUUUA